This is a messenger RNA of Prunus armeniaca (apricot), 720 nucleotides long. Lineage: Eukaryota; Viridiplantae; Streptophyta; Magnoliopsida; Rosales; Rosaceae. The record is from the annotation of a GenBank genome assembly.
AUGGGGAAGAGACAAGAUAAACAGGAGAACAAUAACCAAAACGCAGAGACAAAUCAACAAGAUGAGAAGAACAGUCAGUCCAGCAAAGAGAUUGUGUUGAGAGUACUUAUGCAUUGUGAAGGAUGCAAAAGCAAGGUUUCUAAAUGCUUGAAAGGGGUUGAUGGCAUCGAAGAUGUUACGGUUGAUUAUGCGAAUCAGAGAGUGGUUGUGAAGGGGAAAAAGGCCAAUCCAUUGAAGGUUUUGGAGAGACUGCAGAAGAAGUAUAGCAGCAAUGCUGAACUUAUCUCUCCAAAACCAAAGCCUGAAAACAAAGCGAAAAAAGAGCCCCAAAAGAAAGAAGAGGCUCAGCCUCAGGUGAAGGUUGUGGUGUUGAAAAUGUUGAUGCAUUGUGAAGGCUGUGCAAAUGAUAUUAAGAAAUACUUGGAGAAAAUGAAAGGUGUUUUAAGUGUUGAAGCAAAUAUGGAGAGCUCAAGGGUGACAGUGAGGGGAGUGGUUGAUCCACCAAAGCUGAUAGAAUACAUCAAAAAUCAAUUAGGGAAGCAUGCUGAGAUUGUGAAGCAAGAACAAGGACAAAAACAGGGCAACAACAACAACAACAACAAUAAGAAAGACCCAGAAAGGGAAAAUAUAUUUCAAUAUCCUCCUCAAUACUCAUCUCAGCAUAUUUACCCCAACCAGACAUUUAGCGACGAAAACCCUUUUGCCUGUUCCAUAAUGUAA